GCAAUUGAAUCGAUGUUCCUUAAAGGCCUGCGUGAGUUAUAUUUUCUGGAACUAAUUAAAGGGGAAACAAAAACAGUAGAUUAAAUAAAUGCAUGGCAUGUGUGGUCUCCUCGCGGUCAUUCACUGUGUCAUUGUCUCAGUCUCAUAAUGCGCGCUCAAACACGACGAUAAAUCCGUGGAUAUGAAAUACACCCCGACGCCAUCACCGUGUGACAUGACAGUUACAUUUUCAACAUGUCAAAAAGGACCCGGCACGACCUCUUAACCGACUCAUAAUAUCAGACCAGCGCCGGUCAUCAUUUCCAAACGAUUAAAAAGGAGCGUGCCAGAAAGGGGCUCUCGUGCCCCCUGCGCGCGCUAGCUUCGCAACAUAUACACGCACUACAAUAAUUUGAUUGGUUUCAUUGUGCGUGCGGUAGGCGGAACCAGGACACUCUUCACAUCCUACUUUUGAGAAGAUUACGAGGACAAUUUACUAGGAAACACAUGACAUUAACGCAGUUUGGAGGGAAGGCGGACGGACCUAGAGGGACAGAGGCAGGACGACACGCCACGGGUCGAGGCAGAGCCGAGCAGCGAGCGGAGGCAUCAGAGCUGUGUGGAGAUAGCCUAUUUGGAGUUGCAGGAGGACACUGGUACUUCUCCGGUAACGCACAGAAAGGCUGCUGUACUACGGUUUACCGUUGAUGUAUAGCCCGUAGUUCCCAGGAGGAAAAUAAAGACUUCACUGUCAGAGCACUUUUCAAACAUUUACACAUUUCAACAGAUUCAUUAUUACUUACACACCAAGGCACCAGAGCAGAUAUGAGUGAGGAUAAACCAGCCGAUACUGUGGAAACUGCCCCUGCUGAGGCGAAUGCUAUUCCUAAUGGGAAAGGCCAUGACCCCGGGGAGGAGAUCACCGCAUCGGCCAAAACACCACCUACAGAGGACGGUGAAAAGGAAACUGUACCCAAUAGUGCCCAGAAUGCUAGUCCCCACAGAACUGAGAAUACAGAGGCCAGCCUCCCAGAGAGCCAGGAGUUCUUAUCAGACAUGGAGGACAAGAAGACCAUACGCUUUACAGAUUUUGAGGGGAAAACCUCGUUUGGGAUGUCCGUCUUCAACCUGGGCAAUGCAAUCAUGGGAAGUGGAAUCCUAGGACUGGCGUAUGCCAUGGCCAACACAGGGGUCGUCCUGUUUUUGGUACUUCUAACUGUGGUGGCAGUCCUCUCGUCAUACUCCAUCCAUUUACUGCUAAAGUCAUCUGGUAUUGUAGGUAUUCGUGCAUAUGAGCAGCUCGGCUACAGGGCCUUUGGGACCCCGGGGAAGAUGGCGGCAGGUAUUGCCAUCACGCUGCAGAACAUUGGAGCCAUGUCCAGUUACCUGUACAUAGUCAAGUAUGAGUUUCCUUUGGUCAUCCAGGCCUUUCUGAAGGUGGAUAAACCUGCAGGUGAAUGGUUUCUGAAUGGGAAUUACCUCGUGAUCAUUGUAUCUGUUGCAGUAAUAUUACCACUGGCUCUCAUGAAACAGCUAGGAUACCUGGGAUACACCAGCGGCUUCUCCCUGAGCUGCAUGGUUUUCUUCCUCAUUUCGGUCAUCUACAAGAAGUUCAAUACCCCUUGUCCAUUUAUGGACUUUGCAUUCAAUAGCACUGCCAGCGUGCUGAAUGUCAGUGCCACCGACCCUGGUGGGGAGGAUGAUCCUGCCUGUAUUCCCAAAAUGGCCAACCUCAACUCACAAACGGCGUACACCAUCCCCAUCCUGGCAUUCGCCUUUGUGUGCCACCCCGAGGUCCUGCCAAUCUACACAGAGCUGCGCAAUCCCACCAAGAAAAAGAUGCAGCAUGUGGCCAACAUCUCCAUUGCAGUCAUGUACAGCAUGUACUUCCUGGCUGCCCUUUUUGGAUACCUAACUUUCUAUGGUGAAGUGGAAGCAGAGCUGCUUCACACCUACAGCCGUAUUGACCCGUAUGACACUUUGAUUUUGUGCGUGCGUGUGGCUGUGCUCACUGCUGUCACACUCACUGUUCCCAUUGUACUCUUUCCUGUACGGAGAGCGAUCCAGCAGAUGAUGUUUCCCAACAAGACCUUCUACUGGCCCCGUCACAUUGCCAUUGCCUUCAUUCUGCUCACUUUCAUCAACCUGCUGGUCAUCUUUGCCCCCAACAUCCUGGGCAUCUUUGGGAUUAUUGGUGCCACAUCUGCCCCUUGUCUCAUCUUCAUUUUCCCAGCUGUCUUCUACAUUCGUAUUGUACCCAAAGAAGAGGAGCCGCUGCGCUCAGUCCCCAAAAUCAUGGCUGCCUGUUUUGCUGGGAUAGGCUUCCUCUUUAUGAUAAUGAGUCUCAGCUUUAUCAUCAUUGAUUGGACAUCGGGCACCAACAACGCCAGCAGUGGUCACUAGGCACCACCUUCCAUUUUUUUCAGGUUUUAUAUUGUUGAUUUAGAUCUGUGUUGUAAUGUUUUUACUCUAAAUAAUGACGUUGAAGAUGCCCUAUCUUUUCCAGUAGAGAAUAUUGGCCACAGAGGAGGAGUCUAGAGUUGAGGAUGGCUCCUCUAUUUCUGCACAAAAAGCUCUCACUCUAAUGACGUUACGUUGAACUGUGCAUCCUGCCAAACAGUGACUGUAGAUCCAGGCCAGUAGACUUUCUUGGAAAGUUGAUAGUGAAUUUACAAAAUAGGCCAGGUGCAUAAAGAUUGAAGUUGAUAUUUGGAGGCUGUGCCUUGUGAGUUGGCUGUAAAAAGACAUAAAAGUAACACUAUAGAAAGCUGCUGUCUUUGUACGCCUGUCCCUGUGUUGGUUGUGAGCAUCUGCCAUCCCACUUGCUAUCCCUCGCUUGUCCUAAGAUCAUCUAUGAUCUGCAAACUGCUACUCUGAUUAUAUUACACAGUCUGAGGCACCUCCCUUUUUAACUGUUGAAUGACAGAAAUGCAUUGAAUGAUAGACAAUUCUUUUAUGAUUUGUAUGUCUAUUAUUAUUCUAAGUUAUUUGAAUAACUACAUCUUUGCCAUUCUGUGCAACUGCAGAGAAAAGUGAUUGCAAGCUAUUGCACAGAUAGAAAGACAGGUCAAAGGAAUAGUUCAACAUUUUCAGGAAAUACGCUUACUCACUUUCUUGCAGUUAGAUGAGGAGAUUGGCACUCUCGUGUCUGUACAGUAAAUUUGAAGCCACAGACAGCAGCUGUUUAGCUUAGCUUAGUAUUUAGAUUGGAAAAUGUCAAACUAUUCAUUAAAGGUGUGUAGCCUUUAGCUCCUACUCCACUAACUUGUGCUGCUGCUGUGUAUUUCAAGGUUUGGAGGUGUUAACAUUCUCCCGUUUGACAGAGCAAGGUGCAAAACCACAGAAAGGAUGUGGUAUAGUGUUGUGAGCACAAUUAUCAUAAAAUUCCUACACAAUAUGAUCUAGAUGUAUAUUUUUGUUAUUAAUCACUACUUGAUGAAAACCUCAGAAGAUGCAGUAUGGACUGAUGACAUGAUCCUCAGCUAGGUCUUGGGACAUGGGGCGAUCAAUCUCCGAGAGGCAGAUUUCAGGUUAGGAACAUUUUCAAAUGGUUUGUGGCUGUCCAGAUCACUACAUAAAAGAAUGUUUGUAUUGUACACAGUUUUCUUUUCAGUAUUACUGUGUAAAUGACAUAACAUGACAAUGUGAUAAAUGGUACUGAAGACCUCAUCAGUUGAAUUGUACAGAUCAAGGUGAUAAAUGAAAUGAAAAGGAGAAAGUUACCGAUCAGUGUUCUUAAUCAUCAAGCAUCGAUGAUUUUUACCUGGAAGAUUUGAUGUGUUGUUUCUGAACAUUUACUGGAAGUAAUCAGAGAUAACCAAAACGUGUAAUAAAAAAACAGGGUCACUUCAUGAAGUGGUUAGUAACAGUUUGGUGUCUGUAAAUAUUUAUGUCUGCAGCACAAGCUUGAUCCCUAACGGAAAUGACAGACAUGGGAUUACUGUCUCUUUAGCAAUCUUGAAAAGUUGGUGGAUAGCAAUAGCACUUUCCUUUUGAUAAGCACAACCUCUUGUAGCCACAAAUGUUUUUGCUUUUUGCAAAUUAACAUAUUUGAUAUGUGAUGUGAUUUAAGUGCGUGUUCCUUUGCGUAACUAAAUCAUUGAUAAAUGAAUCAAUCUAAUGCAGAUUAUGAGAAACUUAGCAAUGUGUCGAUGGUAUAAUAUGGAUUUCUUCUCAAACACUACUUGAAAUAACGCUGAAGUUAGCUUUCCUGUGAGCCCCUGCCAUCAUUAGUUUCCUCCUCUGGUCCGUUCUGUAGAUAAAACAACUAAUUAGUUGGAUGUACUGUUGGAGGUUUUUAAGUGUCCGUGUUGUUUAAAAAAGAAAACAUGGCUCCGCUGUAUUUGAACUAUAGUACCUAUAUGCAUUUGUGUUGUUAAACCUGGACCUAUACUCUGAUCAGAAGUAGAAUUCAAGUAUUCGUCUCCUACCAUUGAUGGAUUAACUGUUGUUUUAAAAUGUUUAAUGUUUAUUCGGGUGUAUCAGUUGAAUCUGAUUCAGUGAUGAAAAGCAAAACCUGUUAAUGACUGAUUUUAUGUUUUUUUUUUUUUCUUAUUUGUCUUUUAUAGUCAGUGGUAUAUCAUCAGUGAUAUAGUAUGGGUCAUUUCUGACUUCCUCGCUGCUUCUUGGCAGACAGUAACCUACUAACUUGGAGUUGUUAGUGAGCUGGUAUACUUGCCUACAUUUCAUUAUUUUUUAAAUGAUAAAUUCUGUUACACCAGACUACAGUGAGUGCUGUAUGGGUAAGUGAGUAUAUCCUGUCAAUUUGUUACACAACAAACCUCUUAAUCCCUUUUUUUCAUUCUAUCUAGAUAUUUGGUUUUUGUGUCUGUAUGCAGCGGGAAUCAUCUGAAUCAGCCACUGGGGCAUAACUUAGUGUUUGGUGUUGUUUAACCAAUGCAAGGGUUAUAUUUAUCCACAACUUCCUGUUCCUAGUUUGACCUUAGUUUUUGGCUGUAUGUAUGAUAAAACCAUUUGGUAAACAGUUUUUCAGUGGUGCACACAAACAAAACACGUAAAAAAUUAAAAUAAACAAGAGGCAACAAAGUGAGGGGAUACACUGUGUUAGUGGCUGAUAUAAGAUGAUCUCUGACGACCUCUAUUUAGAUCUCAGUGUUGUUAGUCUCCCUCUUUGUGUGAUUUAUUGAAAUGUGUAUGAUUGAAUAGAAACAUAUUAAAUAUUGACAUUGGCCAGCAUUUAUAAAUAUUGUAUAUAAAUGUAUACCCUUUAUAUUCUAUAUGCAUAUCUAGUUUGUACAAUGUAAAUAGCAAUUAAAGUUUUAGUCCAAUUAAAAAUAUAAAUGUAAUCAUUUUCAAAGUGCUUUUAAACCCUUUUAUCCUUUGAUUCAUGUCAAUUUUCUUGUAUCUCUAUAUAUUUUAAUAUGUUGCUGGCAGUUAUUGUACUGUAAACAAUGUUGCAAUAAAGAUAAUGAGGUAACCAUAA
Messenger RNA from Siniperca chuatsi (mandarin fish), 5422 nucleotides. Its product is annotated as sodium-coupled neutral amino acid transporter 3-like. Gene Ontology annotation, biological process: amino acid transmembrane transport; histidine transport; L-glutamine transport. Lineage: Eukaryota; Metazoa; Chordata; Actinopteri; Centrarchiformes; Sinipercidae. The coding region runs from base 805 to 2382 and encodes 525 amino acids. The transcript is spliced from 17 exons. The record is from RefSeq and is a predicted model, not a curated record. Gene Ontology annotation, molecular function: L-glutamine transmembrane transporter activity; L-asparagine transmembrane transporter activity; L-histidine transmembrane transporter activity.